AUUGUGCGCUUGGUUACUGAUCUGGGAUCAGAAGUUUGCAUCGUAGAAGCUCUGAGCUGACGUCACUUCACCCCGGUUGCUCGGGUGUCACGGAGGAGAGAGUCUCUUCAAUCUGCUAUCAGAGACCAACACGCACAGUCACUCUACCAGCAGGACUCAAUUACUGACCAUUCAUCUCUUCUUUAAUCGUCUCCAUAACAGCGAAAAAAACUGGGAAGUAAAGUCAACGCUUCUGCCUUUUCGCUUUUCCAAAGGAAUACAAGAAUUUUCUGCAAAAAGAUAUGGAGUCAAGAGAGCGGCUGGCCCCUCCAUCCCCAGCCCUACCCUCUUUUCACAAGGCCUCAUCUUCAACCAACUCCUCCCCUGCCCCAACCCACACACUUCCCACCCAGUACAGUCCAGCUCCUAGUCCUGAAGGCAGCAACCCUCUCACCUUCUGCAGUCUGUCGCUGCAGAUGAAGGGGGAUGAACGUUCAAAUAUAAGUGUCAAUCCUGCUUUUGGACACCAUACAUCAAGUUCAUCCUGCCUUGAGUUUGGGGGCCUCGGAAGUCUGGGUUUGUCCACUUUGGCUGCUCAGCCACAGUUUGGCAUAUUUCCAGAUUGGUGGCGGCCUUCUGAGGCACAUACCACAGGAGCCAGCGCCUUCUUUCCCCCUUUUCUGAGUCUGUAUCCUGCAUUUGUGUCAACAUUCAAUAGCCUCAAUCCUCUAGAUCCACAGUCACACAUCUCAGUUUCUGUAGGUAUGAAUGGAGCAAUAAACGGUGGAAGUACUCUGUCUCCUACUGUGAACUCUACUGUAAACUUCAGCUCAUAUCCAGCAAAAGAAAAUAAAACGGGAGCUCAAAACAAAAGAGAUCAGAAUCAAAAGAACAUCCAAGAGUCAAUGAAACUACACCAGCAGAUCUUUCAGAAAACAAAGAAGCCAACAAAAAUACCACCAGAGACAUCCAGCACAAGCGGCUGCUUGUCGGGGUCAGAAAGCUCCAGUGAUGGUGAAGAGUGCAGCAGUGGUCCUGAUGACAUGGAGGAGGAGGAUAAGGAUGAUCGGAGCAAUGAGAGCGAUGACUCAGAUUCUGAAGAAGAGACUCCAGUUAAAAAGAAAGUCAAACGGUUGACACACAGCACUUCAGAGAGUAAAAAGAGAAGACCUUGUGUUUCUGAUGGAAGCAUUACUCAACUGAAUCAUUGUCGCAGUGUUCCGGUGACUUACUCUUAUCACCUCCAGUCCUCUUCUCAUCUUGCUGGCCCACCUAAAUCCACAGCACCGCUUCCUCAGAGCGCCAGGACUUUAGAGGAAGGAGGCCAGCAGCACAUCAGUGUCAUACAGACCACAGGACUGUCACUCAGAAAUGGUUCCUCAACACGGUCCCACAGAGAGGCCAGCCCUCUGCUCAUGAAGUCCUCAUCUAACUCCAUCUCCGUCCCCAGCUCAUCAAAACACUUAGUUGACCCGACCCCAUCAAAGCAAAAUUUUGCCGCCUCUUCUCACAAACCUCUGGCUCUCUGUUCCACUAAGAAAACCUUUUCAUCAUGUUCCUCAUAUAAAUAUCCACCACUUGGUUCAUCCAGUCAUUUUUCCAUCUCCUCUUUAUCCAAACCAAGAACACCUUUAGCCUCAAAAGAGUCAUUGUAUAACCCCAAAUUUUUUAUGCCUCCUGAAAAGCUCGCACCAUCUGUCAGUAGCAUGAAAGAGAGCUGUGGAAACCUUCCAGGUGAGGGGUCAUCACACCCGAACACUCUGAAACAGAAAUCUGUGAAGCAGACUUCCUCUGCGCGACCUAAGAACCAAAUCUGCAGUGACACAAAAUUGCUCACAAACUUCCACCCUAAAGAAGAUAACUACAGUGCAGUUCAAGAUGCACCUCUGGCCCUCAUCACUAAACCCCGCAGCCAGAGCAGCGCUCCCAACACCAGACCACCCUUGGCAGCUACCAGGCCGUCCUACCUCAUGCCAAUCUACUUGAGCACUGGCACCAAGGAGAUGUCUCGCAGCUCUGAUUCAUCCUUUAAAUCUUCUGCCUCGUCAGGACUUCCUGCCGGAUCAAAGAAGGCCGCCAGAAACUGUGUGUCUGAUUUCCACAGCAGCAAAGACUCAGAGGACUCUUUUGGAGACAAUGACGAUGAUGGCGAUGAUGAAGAUGACAUUGAGGAUGAAGAUUCUGGCAGUAGCCUUUCAGACUCUGACAGCAAUCUUGAGAGCGACUCCAGUGGUUCUGAGGCUGACAUCAAGGAGUGUGUUAAGACACAAGUGGAUAGCGAUGCAGACAGGAUUCCUCUUAAACCAGCUGAAGCAUCUUCUCACAAAUCCUCCUUUAACCGCUCAGCCAACUGCUCAGUGCUUAACUUGCAGGGUUCCAGGCCUCAAGGUCCACUGAGAGGUGGUUUACCGAACCCUAUCACCAGCAUUGGGGCCUUGAAUUACAAUUGCAACCCGUCCCCAUCCUUCACACCAGGAACGAUAGCAGGGUCAGGGAGAAGGAGACGGGUCACAGAUGAGAGAGUUCUGCAAUUGCCUCUUGAGUUUGGGUGGAGGAGAGAGACCCAGGUCAGGACCGUGGCGGGGCGUCUGCAAGGGGAGGUGGCUUACUUUGCUCCAUGUGGGAAGAAGCUGCGUCAGUAUCCUGAUGUAAUGAAGUACUUAGUCAGGAAUGGAAUAACUGAAAUCUCCCGGGACAACUUUAGCUUUAGCACAAAAAUUAAAGUUGGUGACUUCUAUGAGGCCAGAGAAGGACAACAGGGUUUAGAGUGGUGUUUGCUGGCUGAAGAUGAGAUCGCUACCUGCAUCAUCGCGAUGGAUGGGAGGCGUAGCCGACGCCCAAAGUCUGCACACCAGCUGCCAGGUGACAGCUUUGGAGCCAGACAUCCUCAUCCUGUAAAUCUUGGUGAAAAUAAUUUCCAAGAUGUCAACGAUUCCAAGCUGUUGCGUAAACUGGAAGCUCAAGAAAUAGCUCGACAGGCAGCUCAGAUCAAAAUGAUGAGAAAACUUGAGAAGCAGGCCACGGCACAAGCAGCCAAGGAGGCAAGAAGGCAACAAGCAAUAAUUGCUGCUGAGGAGAGGCGUAAAAAGCGAGAAGAGAUGAAGAUCCUUAAACAGCAAGAGAAGAUCAAGCGCAUUCAGCAAAUUCGUAUGGAGAAAGAACUCCGUGCACAGCAAAUUCUUGAGGCAAAAAGAAAGAAAAAAGAAGCAGCAGCCAAUGCAAAAAUACUGGAAGCUGAAAAACGAAACAAGGAGAAAGAGAUGCGUAGACUUCAAGCUGUCAUCCUUAAGCAUCAGGAGUUGGAGAGGCAUAGGCUAGAUAUGGAGAGGGAAAGACGCAAGCAUCACAUGGUACUAAUGAAAGCUGUGGAGGCCCGUAAGAAGGCAGAGGUGAAAGAACGUCUGAGACAAGAAAAGAAAGAUGAGAAAAGGUUAAACAAGGAGAGGAAGCUGGAACUCAGAAGGCUGGAGCUGGAAAAAGCAAAGGAGCUGAAGAAGCCAAAUGAAGACAUGUUUUUAGCAGAUCAUAAGCCUCUUCCAGAGCUGUCUCGUAUCCCUGGUCUGGUCUUACCAGGAAGCACCUUUUCUGACUGCCUGAUGGUGUUGCAGUUUCUACGUAGCUUUGGAAAGGUCCUGAGACUGGAUUUACAUGCAGAAAUAUUCAGCAUAAUUAAGCUUCAGGAGGGGCUGCUUAACAUUGGGGACAGUAUGCACAAAGUGCAGGACCUACUGGUUAGCAUGCUGUCUGCAGCUGUGUGUGACCCUGGUAUACCUGCUGGACACAAGAGCAAAACUAUUUUGGGGGACCACCUUACCAGUGUGGAGAUCAACCGAGACAACAUGUCUGAGAUCCUGCAGAUGUACAUGGAGGGCUUCUCCGACCAGACAGAGGUGGCUGCUCUGGCCACCAGCCUCAAGACAAAGGCUUUUCAGGCCCACAGUCCAUCACAGAAAGCCUCCAUGCUAGCAUUCUUGGUUAAUGAGCUCUGCUGUAGUAAGGCUGUGAUCAGUGAGAUCGACAAAAACAUUGACUGCAUGACCAACCUGCGGAAGGACAAGUGGGUUGUUGAGGGAAAGCUUCGAAAACUGAGGAGCAUCCAUGCUAAGACGACAGGAAAGAGAGACGGCUGUGUAGGAGGAGAGGACAACCUUACCUUUGGACCCCCAGCUGUCAGAAACAAAGGCAAGAGGAAAGAUGGGGACAGCGAAGAAGAAGAGGACGAGGAUGAUGACAGCGAAGAGCAAGGAGAUGAUGAUGAGGAGGAGGAGGAGGAUUCAGGGGGAAAGAAAGGGAAGAAAGCAGAGAUGUGUGAAGAAGAGGAUGAUGGUGCAAACUCAGCCAGCAUCGAGGAGCUGGAGAAACAGAUUGAGAAAGCAUGCAAGUUACAAAGUCAAAUUAGACAGAAGCUGUUUGACUCAUCUCACUCACUGCGCUCUAUGAUGAUUGGUGAGGACAGAUAUAAGAGGCGUUACUGGGUCCUUCCACAGUGUGGUGGCAUCUUUGUUGAAGGCAUGGAGAAUGGUGAAGGCUAUGAGAAUGUGGUGGAGGAGAAAAGACAGACGGCCUCCCGGAUGAUCAGAUUAAAAGAGGAGAAUCAGGAAGAGGCAAGAAAACCAGCGGUGUCUAUCCCAGCCCAAAGCAGAGAUAUUUAUAAAAGAAGACCAGUGUGCCAACAAGACAAUCUCUUCCUCCAGAAACCCAGCUCCUUAUCUAAGCUCAGCAAGCUGCUGGAUGUAGCCAAAAUGGCUCAUGAUUCAGACAUGAGUGCUCAGAAAAUUUAUACUGGUGAAGUUCCUGCCAUGGCGUUUUAUCCCUCUUAUCCUACCUCACAGACAGAUAAAACGGAUGCUUCAAUAUCAUCUCUGCUCAGUGCUGCCCAGCUCAAGCACAGUCUCUGGAUGACCCACAGCCCUAAAUCCAUCCUUCAUUAUGACCAGCUGUCCAAGAUAUUGACUGAAAACAGCAGCGAGUGGUUUAGCCUCCUGCCCCGCUCUCCUUGCGAUGGGUCCUCUGUGACCUCUGGCUCCAGUCCUCCAGCUUCCUCCUCCUCGCCACAACCCAUCAGAACCAAAUCUCCUUCCUUCCUCUUCUCUAAUCCCACUGCAACAGAAAUCUACAACACCACAACUGGGAUCAAUAGCAGCCAAUCACACAUCCCUAAGCAAGUAAAGUCUGGCAUUCAUCAGAGCAGACUGACACUGUCUGACGUGUUCAGCUCGGGAACAAGUCCCAGCCUGCCCAUCUCUGGCACUUCUCUACCCUCCCAGCAUGCGGAGGGUAAUGGAAACAAGGUCCACUGUCUGGCAGAUACUAACUCUGUCAACAAGAGUGAGACUCCAGAGCCCCAGAGUGACAAGUCCUCUUGUGCCUCUUUCCCUGCUGUGGAGUCAGCCAAGACCCAGGACUAUCCCUGUCCUCAACCUAUUCCUGAGGAGAUGCUGCAUGGCUGGUGGAGAGUGUCAGACAUGGAGAACCUGCACAGUCUGGUUAAGACCCUCCAUAGUCGGGGCAUCAGAGAGAGGGCCUUGCAGAAACAGAUUCAGAAACAUUUGGAGCAUGCAACCCAACUCUGUGCCAACAGUAAAGAUGAAUUUGAUGUGACAGAAUUGGAAAAGCUGGAGGUUAGCAGGGAGACGUUAGAGACCUGGUGUGUUGAGCAACAAGCCAUGGAGGUGGACAUAGGUCUCCUGCAGCAGGUCGAAGCUCUGGAGAGAAAAGUCGUUUCUGCCAGCCUGCAAGUCAAGGGUUGGAUGCCCCCUGAGCCUCAAUCAGACAGUAAGAAUCUAGUCUAUCAUGAGCACAAGCUCUCUUCUUUGUUGACUUUGGAGAACAAAGGUCAGAAAGAAACCAGCCAGGAGGAAUUUCAGGGCUCUGUGGUUCGGCGGCCCAACAAUCCUCUUGAUAUCGCAGUCAGCAGGCUGUUAGAGCUGGAGAGGAACAUUGAGCAAAGCAAUGAGGAGGGCGUGGCACCUCGGAUGAGACUGUGGCAUAAAGCCCUCAGUCAAGUCCGGAGCUCAGCUCAGCUCUCGCUCUGCAUUCAGCAGCUUCAGAAAUCCAUCGCAUGGGAGCGAGCCAUCAUGAGAGUGCACUGCCAACUCUGCCAAAAGGGAGAUAAUGAGGAGCUGCUUUUGCUUUGUGAUGGCUGUGACAAAGGCUGCCACACUUACUGCCAUAACCCCAAGAUCACCACAGUACCUGAUGGAGACUGGUUUUGUCAUUCUUGUGCAGCUAAGGAAAGUAAUCAAACCCCUCACAGCCGGAAACAACAGAGCCGAACAGCUGCAGGAGGAAAGAAAUGUGAGGUAAAACGUGACAGUAAGCCAUCUGUAGUGGGAGAGUUCAUCAGUGAGGAGAAUGCCAGCAGCAACAACAUGUCCAGGAAAAAUACAAAGGAGAUCAAAAAGAGGAAAGGAGACUAUUGCUCCCAGGCAAGGAAUGACAGCCCUGUUUCCUCUGCGAAAAAAGCCAAGACAUCCAGGGAUGGCAACAAUGCGUUGGCAAUGUGCCGAAUGCUGCUGGCUGAGCUGGAGGCCCAUCAGGAUGCAUGGCCCUUUCUCACACCGGUCAACCUCAAAACUGUCCCUGGAUAUAGAAAAGUCAUCAAAAAGCCCAUGGACUUCUCCACCAUCAAAGAAAAGCUCAUCAACAACCUGUACUUAAAUCUGGAAACGUUCAUCAUUGACGUAAACCUGGUUUUUGAUAACUGUGAGAAGUUUAAUGAAGAUGAUUCUGAAAUUGGACGAGCUGGACACAACAUGAGGAGAUUCUUUGACCAACGAUGGAGUGAACUGCUGCAAUGAAGCAAAGAAAAUCCAGAGUGGAAACUACUAUCAACAUCUUAGACUCAUUUAAUCCUCUUCACACUCUUUUCUUCAUCCAUUUUGACCCCAAGUCAGUUCACAGAUCAAAUAAAACUGGUGUGAAGCAUAAAGGAGACUCCUGGUCUAUUUGCCAGGGGAGAAAACACAUCUUAAUGUCUUAAAGUGCAAUACUAAUUUUAUUUAUUUAAAAGGCACAUACUCUGCAUCUCAUUGUUAUAUUUGGAAAUCUGUGAUUUCCACUGUGGAUACAUAAUUAAUUUGUAAUAGGUACUACAUUAUAGCUUUUUUUGUGUAUUUAUUUAUUUUUGCAAGUAUUUAUCUGUGUUUUUUCUUUAAAAAGAAGGGGGGGGGGGGGGGGUGAUACAAAGCAGAAUAAAGAACAAUCUGAAUAUUUUAUGUACUAUUAAGGAAGCAAGGAAUUAUUUACAGCUUAAUGAGUCAAGGCUUCCAGCAGGACUAUUUCUCUCCAUUGCAAUUUCAUGUGUAAAAAAAAAGGGGGGGCGGAUCACUGAAACGUGUAAUUUCACUAUAAAGUCUUCAUCUUUACAUGUAUAGUGUGAACUCAGAGCACAGCUUUGAUGAAUACUGUCACUGUAUAAGGAUGAUUGUAGCACUUAAUAUGUCAAAAUAUUCUCUUCGGUAUUGCAGUGCCUCAUCUCUGACUUCUGCAAUGUGUGUACUCUAUGUGUCCUGAGUAUACUGUACGAGACAUUUACACAGUCCUUCCCUCUGACCUGAGGUGGUGCAUAUGGCGGUGUGAUUGAUCUCCAGGCAUUAACUUGUGUUUCUGUGAACAGAUAUAAGAUCUGCCCACCUGGGAGUUGGAUAUGAUCCACAAGCGGCACUAAAGUCAGAAGACUUGAAGUAACUUUAAUUUAUUGUUGAUACUGUAGAAAGUAGUUACUUUUGUAGGAACAUUUUUAAAAACUAUGUCGGAAUAGAAUAAACCUGAUUUUAAAUGUA
Melanotaenia boesemani (Boeseman's rainbowfish) is the source of this 7763-nucleotide messenger RNA. RefSeq names its product bromodomain adjacent to zinc finger domain protein 2B. The record is from RefSeq and is a predicted model, not a curated record. The transcript is spliced from 38 exons. The coding region runs from base 282 to 6779 and encodes 2165 amino acids. Gene Ontology annotation, molecular function: protein binding; DNA binding. Lineage: Eukaryota; Metazoa; Chordata; Actinopteri; Atheriniformes; Melanotaeniidae.